AGUCCAAUAAGCGCAGAUUACUGUGCGACGAUUGCGCAAAAGAGAAAGAGAGAGAGAGAGAGAGGAAAAAGAAAAAGGAUAGAAAAUAGGGAUGGCGUAGGAGAAACGUAGGGCUCGGUCGCGCACGCUCUUGUCGACUCAUAAAAGUGAAAAAGAGAGAAAGAAAGGGAAAGAACAAUGAUGAAAGAAGGAAGGAUAGGAGGGAUAUAGAGAGAUAGAAAGAGAGAGAGGGAGAUAGAGAAGAGAGAAAGAGUGGGUGGAAAAAAGGAAGAAAAUGAUGUAAGAAAAGAGGAGUGAGAAAGAGAGAGAUAAAGAGAAUAUUGUGUAGCCCGCCGUCAAUGUGCUCUCAGUUCGAAAAUGUAACACGUGAUCGUGGUAUAUCUCUCGUUUUAGACUACUCGACAUUGAAUUUUCACCGACGUUAGUCGUUCCUGCCUCUUCCUCCGACGCGGGUGUUGCGUCCGAAGGGAAAUCCGUUGUGAUGAGGCACACCUCGCGCGAGGUAAUUCGUGUUAAAGAGACAAAGAUAGCGAUAAGGGGGUGAAGAAGGGAGGGAGGUGGACGAGAAGAAGACGGAGAAGCAGGAGGAAAGGGAAAAAUGGCGGUGGAUAUUUUAGACGAGGAUCAUCUGGCCGUGAGCGCGAUCGUUACGGUCGGAAUGCAAUUGAUAUUCUUCACAAUUGCCGCGACGUUUCAGCUGGACAAAUUGACGGAUUUUGCCGGCGGCACCAACUUCAUCAUUCUUGCCCUUCUCACUUUCUUUCUCGGGCAAAUGGGCAAGACCUACGACAAUCGACAGCUUAUGGUUACCGUAUUUGUAUGUUUAUGGGGUGUACGACUAUCAGGAUACCUUCUUUAUCGAAUCAUCAAGAUCGGACGAGAUAAAAGAUUCGAAGAUCGUCGAAGCAAUGUUAUUCGUUUUGCAGUUUUUUGGACCUUCCAGGCUGUAUGGGUUUAUGUUGUGAGUCUACCGGUAAUUAUCAUAAAUUCGCCUCGUCACAAAAUCCCACCAGCGCCAAAAACGAUGACCAAUUUCGACAGUGCUGGUACUGGACUCUUCCUCAUUGGAUUCGCGGCAGAGACCUAUGCUGAUUUACAAAAGUUCGCUUUUAAACAGGAUCCCGUUAACAAUGGGAAAUGGUGUAACGACGGACUAUGGAGACUAUCUAGGCAUCCUAAUUAUUUCGGAGAAAUCGUCGUAUGGUGGGGUAUCUUCGUAAUAUCCUUGAACGUGAUCGAAGGAGCCGAAUGGGUUGUUAUCGCCUCUCCGAUCUUUACAACGAUCAUCAUCCUCUUCUUAUCGGGUAUGCCUUUACUGGAAAAGGCGUCGGACGAGAGAUACCGAGAUAAUGCUGAAUAUCGUUACUACAAACAAUCAACGUCACCAUUGAUACCAAUUCCACCUUCGAUCUACGUCGAAGUACCACGUUUUCUGAAGUUUGUUCUCUGCUGUGAAUAUCCCCUUUACAAUUCGUUAGACGCAAAGCCACGUUCGGCCGUGACCGAAUCGACGUCCAUCAGUUUGGCAGCAUCCACGUAGCUGUAGCCACACGCCGGGCGUCCUAACUCUGAGUCCGGCGUGCAAUCGACGACUACGGCGACAGCCAGCACAGCCUUUUAAACGACCUUCCUAGUACACCGUUUUUAUCGAUAAUACGACAGGAAUAACAAUACGUGUUCUCUCUAACUCAAUCGAUUCCGAGAAUUUCUCAUUGUCCUUUCAGGACUUGUUACCUUGAAAAGUGAGUACACAAUGGAAAGAAUGAUCUAUAUAUUGUUGUUAUGUCUUUAGUUACCUGAUGAAUAUAUAGGAAUGAAUAUACCGUUCUAUAUAUUUAUGAAUGUAUGUACUUGUGUAUACGAGCACGUGUGUGUGUGUGUGCGCGCGUGCGUGUGCGCGCGUCGUGUGUUUAUUUCGAGAAAGAUCCUUUUUCUUUCAAAACAAAUCUCUCAUUAUCGUUUUCACGAUAAAUUCUUUGUAAUUUUCUCAAGGAUGAGUUCUUUGUUUUCUCUUUUUCUCUCGUAUUGAUAAAAUGAGAAAGAGAGAGAAAGAGAAAGAGACAGAGAAAAAGAGAAAAAAGAGAAAGAAACGAGGACGUUGAACGUUCUAUUAUUUUAAACGUUGGAAUAAAAGAAACAAAUUAUUUAUGGAUUUUUGCUAACCGGCUGGUCCGGAUAUUAAUGGUGAAGACAACGGUGAUAUACAUAUAAAUAUAUAUGUAUGUAUUCAGGAUCGUGGAUAAAUAUGAAUUAGUAUUACAGAAUAACUUCUAAUCUUCCGCACAUUCCGUCUAAUCACUAUUUCGCCCUCUUUCUAAGGUACAAAUUUAAAAAAAUGGUCAAUGAUGACGUUUAAUGAAUGAAUUAAUUAACGUGACUUCGAGUUUACGGUACCGCUGGACGACUUUUCGAAGUUCACUAUCUUUGGCACAUAAAUCCAUCCGCGAUCAUUGUUAUUUACUCGUUUCGAUGGUUAAAUCUAAAAUUUAAUGGUUAAAUUAAAAAAAAAAAAAUAAAUAAAUAAUUAAUUAAUUAUAUAAAAGAGAAAGUUAUAUUAAUCGGCGAUAUUAGAAGCUAAUAUAAAAGAAUUAUAAUGAAUAACUAUUGCAAGUAGCUUUGCAAUUAAAAAAAAAAAAGGAAAAAGAAAAAAGAAAAAAGAAAAAAAAAUAAAUAAAUAAAACGAUGCAAUUAUCGAGCAUUGCGUUGCUCAGUUUUGAUCGCUUUGAGUCUCGUGAUUAAUUAGAAAUAAUAUCUUUUCAUGGUAAUGAGAAAAAAUAAAAAAGAAAAAACAGAUAAAAAAACAGAAAAAAAAUAGAUGAUCAUUACACGUGAGUAAUGCAAUAGCCAAAUCGAAGCAAUAUAAUUAAAAAUCGUAGCAAUAGCGGUCGAUUAAAGAAGAACGCCGAUUUCUAUAGGCGUUAUAAUUUUUCUAAAGAAAAAAGAGGAAAAAAGAAGUAUCCUUCUGCCAAUAAUGAGAACGAAAAAAAAGUUUAAUUCAUUUAAUUGGAAAAAUUCAAUAAUAGAAAUCGGUGCAUAGCAGAUAUGACGUUUCGAUCGUUAUAAAAAAGAAAAUAAUUGUCAAUUAAGUGUUCUAACGUCGAUCAGUAGUUUCAUUAAUAUUCGCCUUGCGCUAAAAGAAAAUUACAAUAAUAAUUAAUGUAAAAAUAUGUAUUGCAUAAAACGAUGUCGAACGUGAUUAUCUAAAAACUUUAUAAUGUAAUCGCGCUACCUCGAAUGCGAUGGCCUCGAUUUGGGACCGAAUAUAUUUACUAUAGAGACAAAAAAAUAAAAAGAAAGAAUUAAAAAAAAAGAAAGAUAUAUAACGUAAAAAAUAUACGCUUGGCAAAUUCGUGCCAUUUUGUCGGGAUUCAACCAUACGCAACAAUGUUAAAUGAAGAUCUAAAAUGCUCGUUGUAAAGGUGAUAUAGAUGAAAAGAAAAGAGAAUUAAUACUAGAGAUAUUCAAUGUAUAAUAUGCGUUAUAAAUAAAAUGCGUUAAUAGUUUUUUACCUGUACGUAUGUAGUACUUAUGUACUAUUAUCGUAUCGCGUGAUCUUUCGAAUAUAAUUGAAAUUAGUUUUAGAAAAAUGCAGUAGAAUCUUUACCGCGCUCUAUUUAGAAAUCAUUGUAUCUAUAUUGAUUAAAAUCUAGCAAUACGAAACAUAUCUUAGUGGCCGAUAGAGAAUAUUGUUGUUAAAAGAGAAUAAAAAAUAAUAUAUAUAUAUAAAAGAAAAAAAAAAAAGAAAUAACAUACAGAAAAUUUGUUCGAUAGUCUUAAUUCUUAGAUAAUCUAUAAUAUAGAUUUAACAAUAAGACAAGAUUUCUGGCCGAUAUUGUGAGGUAACAAAAUGUAGAAAAAAAAAGAAAGAAGAAGAAUAUUGAAAAGAUCGUUGUUGCUAAAGAGAAUCUAUAAAAUUGUACGAUAAUAAAUCGUUGUUAGAUCCAACGAAAAAAUCA
Molecule: messenger RNA, 3956 nt
Organism: Vespa crabro (European hornet)
Lineage: Eukaryota; Metazoa; Arthropoda; Insecta; Hymenoptera; Vespidae
Exons: 6
Coding region: 599-1540 (313 amino acids)
Biological process (GO): lipid metabolic process
Cellular component (GO): membrane
Molecular function (GO): oxidoreductase activity, acting on the CH-CH group of donors
Source: RefSeq, a predicted model, not a curated record